Messenger RNA from Argentina anserina (silverweed cinquefoil), 978 nucleotides. RefSeq names its product very-long-chain 3-oxoacyl-CoA reductase 1-like. Bases 1 to 978 code for a protein of 325 amino acids. Gene Ontology annotation, cellular component: endoplasmic reticulum. The record is from RefSeq and is a predicted model, not a curated record. NCBI's taxonomy places the organism in Eukaryota, Viridiplantae, Streptophyta, Magnoliopsida, Rosales, Rosaceae. Gene Ontology annotation, molecular function: ketoreductase activity. The transcript has 3 exons.
AUGGCAAUGGAAUUGCAAGAAGCUUUCAUUGUAGCAGCAAGUUGCAUAGGUUUCAUCUCUGUAUGUAAAGCUUUCAUCAACGUAGUGAGAUGGGUAUGGGUCAUGUUCCUGAGACCCCCAAAGAAUCUCAAGGAUUAUGGCUCUUGGGGUAUUGUCACCGGCUCUGCUCAGGGAAUUGGCAAAGUGCUUGCUAUUGAGUUGGCUUCCAAGGGUCUCAACCUUGUCCUGCUCGAUAAAAACCGUUCUGCGCUCGAAGCUACCUGCAAUGAAAUACUUGAGCAAUUUGGUGGAAAAGUUGAGAUUAAGAGCAUGAUCAUCGACUUGGCCAAAUUGAGUGGGGAGGAAAUUGCUAAUGCCAUAGAGGAAGAGAUAAAGGAGCUAGAUGUUGGUGUUUUGAUCAACAAUGCUGGGAUGGCUUACCCUUAUGCAAGGUUUUUCCAUGAGGUUGAUUUGGAACUCAUGGAGAAUAUCAUAAAGCUGAACUUGGUAGCUGCUACUUGGGUGACUAAGGCAGUGCUUCCAGGAAUGCUGAAGAAGAAGAAAGGAGCCAUUCUCAAUAUUAGUUCUAUUUCUGCUUACCUCCCUUCAAAUCCUCUAUAUACACUUUACUCUACAACCAAAGCGUACAUUUCAGUGUUCUCAAGAUGCAUUAGUCUGGAAUACAAGCAGAAGGGAAUUGACAUUCAGUGUCAGACUCCACUUUGUGUGGCGACAAGGAUGACAAAACAUUUGAACGGACCUUCCUGGUUGAUGGCAUCACCGGAGAAAUUUUGCAAAGCAAGCGUUCGAUGGAUUGGUUAUGAACCUAUGUGUAAUCCCUACUGGUGGCACUCUGUGCAGUGGUUCAUAUUUCGCGUGGCCACGCCAGAUGUGCUGUUGAAUGCCAUCAGUUACUGGAUCUGCAUUCGGAUCAGUAAGAAAGGCCAAAUGAAGGAGGCACAGAUCAAGAAGAUGCAUCAACAGGAAAGUUCACUGUGA